AUGUUUGGUAGGUUUUCUCCAUUUACGGGUCAUAAGAAGACUGAUACAAGCUUCCUUGAGGAUAUCAGAAGCAUAUCCGGGAGCAAGGAUGAACUACUAUCCAAUUUGAGACGAGUUGGUCUAUUUAACAGUGUAUCGAUGAGUGGAAACAGAAUUCACCUUGAUGAGAAGCCAAAUGAGUUCAAAUUGUCCUAUUCCUCUUCAGGAAAGAGGAGAGUUCUUCUUAAUGGACCAAACUUGUUUAGGUGCGGAGAAAGAGUAUUUAUUCAGGCUGAAAUAAGACAGAAGGAGUCAAAACAUGAGAGUAGAGACGUAUCGAGUUUGUGUCUGCUUGAAAAGAUGAAGUAUCUGGUAGAAUGUAUUCAAUCAAAGGUUGAUUUGAGUAGUUUGACUGCUGAAGUAUCAAGGCCCUUUACAGUUGGAGGAAGUCUUGGAUUCAUUAGGGGGAAUUUGAGUAGUAAAAGUGUCGAAUUAGGAGAAAGUAGAAUACGAGUGAGAAGUGUAGAAGGAGGAGUAGAAAGAGGAAUGGGAAGUUGGUUUGUUGGAUGCGAGUGGGUUAAUGACGUCAUGUACAAAUUGACACGAAUAAACAUGAAAAUAUGCGACUUCAACUUGAACACCAAAAUAGGACACAGUAGGGGCAAGAAGGAGAAAGAGGACGAUAUGUCCACUCUAAAUAGCAGUGAAAUAAGCAAAAGUAGCCUGAAGGAGACACUUAAGAAGGGAUACAGUGAAUUUGUAGCAGAAAUUAAGCAGAAAUAUUUGGGUGACUUCUACGUGAAUCUGGGGCUGAGUAGAAGAAUGAGACACCAAGUUGGAUGGCUCUUUGGUGAGACACAGCUUGAAAUGGGACGGAUACUUGGAAGGUGUUCAGUCUUAGAGAAGUAUUUUGUAAAUGUGCGAGGGUUUAAAAAGAAGGCGAUUGGGCCAGUUGACCAGAACAAGAAGUUGGGUGGAACGAGUUUCAUGAGUGCCCAGAGCAAUUUGGGUCUCUGCUACAAGAAUUUGAGUAUUUUUGGAUUCUACGACGUGGCUGUGAACACCAGAAAGGGAAUUCAACACAAUUUCAAGAUGCUUGAGAAUUCAGAAUCGAGUUGUGUAGGGAAAUCAGUUGGAAUUGGCCUACGAAUCAAAAAUGGAAUUUCAGUAACUUAUGCAAGGCCAUUGACGAAGAGUCUCGAAACAGAGAGAUUCCAGGUUGAAUUUGACAUGAAAUUUUAA
Molecule: messenger RNA, 1221 nt
Organism: Enterospora canceri
Lineage: Eukaryota; Fungi; Microsporidia; Enterocytozoonidae
Source: the annotation of a GenBank genome assembly